Moesziomyces antarcticus is the source of this 1926-nucleotide messenger RNA. Its product is annotated as cell cycle regulatory protein. Gene Ontology annotation, molecular function: protein binding; ubiquitin ligase activator activity; anaphase-promoting complex binding. Lineage: Eukaryota; Fungi; Basidiomycota; Ustilaginomycetes; Ustilaginales; Ustilaginaceae. The coding region runs from base 1 to 1926 and encodes 641 amino acids. Gene Ontology annotation, biological process: positive regulation of ubiquitin protein ligase activity; positive regulation of anaphase-promoting complex-dependent catabolic process; anaphase-promoting complex-dependent catabolic process. Gene Ontology annotation, cellular component: anaphase-promoting complex. The transcript has a single exon. The record is from RefSeq and is a predicted model, not a curated record.
AUGUACAACACCGAGUUCGGUCGGCGGCUGCGUAGCCAAUCCUCCGGCGGAUCCACGCCCUCGUCCUCGAAGCGCGAGAGCCGAACCACCGAUAGCCUGCUCGGCGCCACAACCGACCGUCUGCUCGCCGGGUCAAGCGCGAGCUUCUCCACAUCCCCCAUCUCAAUACCCGGCUCAUCCAGGGCUGCGGCGGCGAAACGAUCGAGUACAAACCGAUCAUCCAGCCUCACCGACCUGUCGGGCGUCUUGCGCGGGGAAUCGUCGCGCUCGUCAUUGUCGGCGUCAUCUAGCAUGAAGCCGUCAUCACCAAGCAAGAAGCACCUCGCCGGCAGCAUCGUCGAUCGAUACAUCCCACAGCGCGACGGAACCGACCUGCACACCGCCUACCAGCUCAUCGGCGACGAUCCACCCACUCCGCACCGACACAAGCGCAAGGUCGCCAUCGACACCGACGCACAACGCGAGGAGGCCAACCAGGCCUUCUCGUCGCUGCUAUCGUCCGAGCUGUUCGGAGCGGAUGCAGGGCUGAGCACGUCGCCCAGCCGAGGCAAUCGCGCAAGUGCCUUCACCAACUUUGCAUCCAGCUCGUCGUCGUCGGUGCAUACCAGCGGCGGCUCUUCAGCAACACGCCAUUCGAGUCACACCGGCCUCAACUCGCCAGCAACGCCGACCAAGCGAAACCUUUUCAGCUACAGUCCCUCGCGCAGCCGCACGCCCGGCCGCAGCGGGUCCGGCAUGGGCCGGGUGGUGGACUUUGGCAUCGCCGACGACGAGCUCGGUGGCGCUGCGCCACGCACCGGUGGGCUUUUCGGUGGACUGGCCUCGCACUCGCUCGAGACGCUCGACUCGCCCAACCAUCGGGCGUACAGCCUGUCGCCGGUCAAGGCGGAGAGCCGCAGCCUGCUGCUCAGUCCGCGAAAGCCGCCGCGCGUGCUGAGCAAGGUGCCUUACAAGGUGCUCGACGCGCCGGACCUCGCCAACGACUUCUACCUCAACCUCGUGGAUUGGUCGAGCAAGAACGUGCUGGGCGUUGGGCUGGGCACGUGCGUGUAUCUGUGGUCGGCGGACAACUCGUCGGUGACCAAGCUGUGCGAUCUCAAGGAGUACAGCAACGACGUGGUGACGGGACUCAAUUGGGCGAAUUCGGGCAAUCAUCUUGCGAUCGGCACGCAAAAGGGGCUGGUGCAGAUCUGGGACGUGGAGAAGCAGAAGCUGCUGCGCACCAUGCGCGGGCACACGCAGCGGGUAGGUGCGUUGGCAUGGAACGAGGUGAUCCUCACGUCGGGGUCGCGCGACCGCGUGAUCCAGCAUCGCGACGUGCGUGCGCCCGAUCAGCACAUCCGAACGCUGCGCGCGCACCGCCAGGAGGUGUGCGGCCUAAAAUGGAACACCGAGACGAACCAGCUGGCGAGCGGUGGCAACGACAAUCGGCUGAUCGUGUGGGAUACGCUCAACGAGACGCCGCUGCAUCGGUUCACGGAGCAUACGGCGGCGGUCAAGGCGAUCGCGUGGAAUCCGCACCAGCAGGGCAUCCUUGCGUCGGGCGGAGGUACGGUGGACAUGAAGAUCCGGUUCUGGAACGCGAGUACGGGCCAGAUGCUCAACGAGGUGGAUACGGGUAGCCAGGUGUGCAAUCUGAUGUGGAGCAAGACGGCCAACGAGCUGAUCAGCACGCACGGCUACUCGGGUGGUGCGAUCCAGAACCAGAUCCAGGUGUGGAAGUAUCCUUCGAUGCAGCAGAUUGCCACGCUCACGGGCCACACGAUGCGGGUGCUCUAUCUCUCCAUGAGCCCUACGGGCGACACCAUCGUCACGGGCGCAGGUGACGAGACGCUGCGCUUCUGGGACCUCAACACGUCGCACCGCACCCAGCUCGACAAGCGUCGCGAGGCCAAUGCCUUUAAUCCUUUUGCCAAGCUGCGCUGA